CUACUUCGUCUAAUUCUCCAACACACCAAAACGGUAAAAUAGGUUUUGGAAAAUCUAUAAUUAUGUGAUGCGCAUUUUCAGUGACUUACUCUCACAAGAUAUCACUAAACUAAAACUAGUUCAAACCUAUUUUGUACGGUUUAUGGUUUGCACCAUGUUUGUUGUUGGUUGUUUUCCGACCAAAAAGUAGAGAAUUCUGGAUUGGUCGAGUGUCCGUGAACGCAGCAUUGUUUUGUACCCAUCAGGCAUUGCGGCCAUAGUCAAGCAAGACCAGGAAUCAGAAGUAACCGGCAUAUCAGAACACAGGAUAAUAACAUUAUAAAGAUUAAACUAACAAAUAUUGAUGAGGAUUUCAUAACACAGCAAGUUCAAACUUCUGUCACGUCUCCUAAAGUUCUACAUCUGAUCCACAGUAUGUGUCAUCGAAUUGAUGAUGUCAUGAGGCUGUGUUGUGAGUUAUCUGCCAAUCAGCAAAUCCAGACCACAGUGAAAGGCUCGGGGAAGGGAGCAGCAGCAGCCGGGGGACUGGCCUUCGCUGGAGGGUUAGUUGGCGGUCCUCUUGGUAUUGCAGUUGGUGGUGCCGUCGGAGGCCUUCUGGGCUGCUGGCUGACCAGUGGACAAUUCAAACCUCUGCCUCAGAUCAUAAUGGAGCUCAGCCCUCAGCAGCAGCAGAAGCUCUAUGAUGGUCUUGUAGCGGUCCUGGGAGACAUUCAGUGGACAGAUUUGGCUCAGCUUUCUGCUUUAGUGAUGGGCAACGCCGCUCUGAAGCAGCAGCUCACAGCCGCCCUUCUUGGGUAUAUCUCCAAGGAGCUCCAGGCGGAGGUGCACUAUGUGGAUUAGUGUCUUUGGAAAAACCUGACUCAGAGGCCCACAUGCUGAGGAGGACGGAGCCUUUGAAAAGAAUGUGAACUGUUUUUAUGAAGCUGGAGACAUUUUAUCAAAAUGAUGUGAAAUAACAUAUCGUAAACGUGCACACGCACCAUCACAGUCCUGAUCACACUAUAAGUUUAGUGAAUUAUUGAGAAAACAGCUGUAAAACUUAUCAUAAUAAUAUAAUAAUAAUAAUUUAUCAUGGGAAGUGCACUCCUCAGUUGAAGGAAAUAUUUAUUUGUUAAGCAUUUAAUAGCACUGAUAAUUGUGGUUGAACUGCAUUUAUUUUAAUACAAAGGAUUAUGUCCUGGAUGAGUGCCAACUGUACAAUGUGAUAUAUUUUGAUUUGAUGGUAAUUUAUUAGGUUCAAGAGGUUUACAGCAUCUGUGCAGUGUAUUGUAUUUAAAUUAUAUCAAUAAAAAAAAGGUUUGUGUCUUC
Molecule: messenger RNA, 1308 nt
Organism: Cottoperca gobio
Lineage: Eukaryota; Metazoa; Chordata; Actinopteri; Perciformes; Bovichtidae
Product: protein C19orf12 homolog
Exons: 3
Coding region: 415-840 (141 amino acids)
Source: RefSeq, a predicted model, not a curated record